Molecule: messenger RNA, 416 nt
Organism: Geodia barretti
Lineage: Eukaryota; Metazoa; Porifera; Demospongiae; Tetractinellida; Geodiidae
Source: the annotation of a GenBank genome assembly
CACGAACGUCGUCUCGUUCUUCGACGACAGAACUGAGCAUUGAGGAAGCGGAAAAGGUGGAGGCUGUUUUGUUGAAGGCUGGUUUACUACAUCUGAAACCUAAAUUUGUCCAGGAGAAAUUUCUGUUUCUGUCAUUCCAUUUCUGGAAAGCAAAGACUGGGAUCGUCUGGGAGUGUCUGCAGUUGGUGACCGUGUUAUUCUUGUUCAGCUGAGUAAAGCCCAGUCAAGAGAUGUAUCUGUGUCUUCGGAAAUGCGUUCAUUAUUUGGAGCUGAAAAACCAGGUCCUUCCAAGUUACCUUCCCAGGAGGAGAGUUUUUCAAAAAAAGCAGAACGGCUCUGUGGGAAGUACCUGUCUGGGACUAUUACUCCGGGUUCUGAUAGACGUCGUAAACGUCGUGCUAUUGUAUCAGGCUCUC